AUCGUUCUUCAGUUUCCUCCUCACUGGCUUUGGGACUCCCAGCUUUCUUCUCUCGUUCAUCGACUCCACGAAGCCGGCAUUAGAUUUUCCGUUAUGGUUCUCAGAACCCGCUCAAUUUUUGCUCCCGCCAUUCGCAGAUCAGUGGUGAACCCUAGAUUGGUCCCCGAAAUCAAGCACAUUUCCAGCCUCAAGGUUAUGUGGCGGAAGGACCCGAUGCUAAGAUGAAGCCAUAGAGAGAGAUGAGAGAUACGAACUCUGCGCACGUGUCGUCAGAGAGGUGUUGAGCGAACCGGGCCAAGCAAUCCCACUAUCCUACCUAGAGACAAGGCGCGAGAGGUUGCACCAUGGACAAGAUCAAAAUUUUUCUCCGUCGUAAUCCACUGUUGUUCGAUACUUUCUACAAUCGAAUCAAACCCAAGUCUGAGCCGGUUCUGUUCAUUCGCCCCAGCCAAUGGUUGAUGAAUUUUCUGGAAGAGGAGAAGAGGAUAAAGCUUGACAAUGAGGAGAUGCUCGUUGCCAAACUGUGCAAGUUGUUGAUGAUGGCCAAGGAAAAGAGAGCUGAUGAAGAAUCUAGAUUAUCAGGGAUUAGGGUUCGACCUAAUUUCAAUUACAAGCUUCCACCAGGUUUUUUCCUGAUGAAGGAGAUGAGAGAAUGGGUUAGGGACUGGUUGGAACUCGAGUACGUAUCGCAUUAUGUUGAUCUCCACACUUGGAGCAAUCCUCGCCCGAAAUGGAGAAGAGAGCCGUUGGGGUUUUCCAUGAGCUGCUAUUGGUUUCUGUGUUCAAGAGGGUUCCAGUCGCAAUUCUUGGGAAGUUUUGUGAAAAGUACAGCCCUUCUCCUAGUCUUUGUUCAUGUGGACAAGGUAGAUGCCCAGAGAAGCCGGCCUCCACUAUGUUCUUCACAGUUUUCACUUGCAAACUAUGCCUGUGGCAGUCUGCCAUUCAUGCAACUGCCACCACCUUCCUCUCUUCCUCCUCCAACGCUCUCUUUAAAGUCGUCCUCUAAUCCGCCUCCUCCGCCGACAUCUCCAACGUCUUCUCCUUCCCCGCCUGGUCAAGGUCGAGGAAGGCACAGGCAUGGGCGGGGCCACCAUCGCCAUCAUCGAACCUCCACACCUGCAGAGCAGAAUUGUUGCAGGUGGCUGAACGAGUUGGAUGCUGAAUGUGUGUGUGAGCUGUUGGUUCGUUUGCCACCUUUCCUGGCAAAGCCUUCUCACAAGUACACGCUCUAUGUCAAUGAAGCCUGUGUUAUAACUUUCUCGUGCUCAGGCCGAAUUGUGCCAUAG
Linum tenue is the source of this 1286-nucleotide messenger RNA. Lineage: Eukaryota; Viridiplantae; Streptophyta; Magnoliopsida; Malpighiales; Linaceae. The record is from the annotation of a GenBank genome assembly.